Molecule: messenger RNA, 1465 nt
Organism: Tribolium castaneum (red flour beetle)
Lineage: Eukaryota; Metazoa; Arthropoda; Insecta; Coleoptera; Tenebrionidae
Gene: BNIP3
Product: BNIP3
Exons: 3
Coding region: 177-737 (186 amino acids)
Biological process (GO): mitochondrial outer membrane permeabilization; positive regulation of apoptotic process
Cellular component (GO): nucleus; mitochondrial outer membrane; mitochondrial envelope
Source: RefSeq, a predicted model, not a curated record
AACAGACAAAGGCAGAGAAUCUAACUGGUUGUUGACGAGUGUUGGUGUCUGUCACGUACGCCUCUAGUGCAUCUCUUGUAUGUAGAAUUAAAUAAAAAUUUAUUUGAGAACUGGUAAUUCGUGUCGAGUGAGGUGUCCGAAGUUGAUUUCCGAGCGUUUUAUCAAGUGCGUGGAAAAUGUCAUCGUCGAAAUCGAGCUUAGAUGACCUUUUAGGAGAAUCUUGGGUUGACGUAAGUGCUGGAUCAACGUGCUAUCAAGGCGGGGGCACCCCGGGCUCCAUCACCCACCAGUUAAACGUCGAGGAUUAUUUGCGCCUCUUGCGCGAGGCCCAACGGGAGUCGAACCAGUCCUCGGCCCGCGUCUCCCUGGCGGGCUCGCGGCGGGACUCCCCCAGAAGCAGCCCCAAGUCGCCGCCGAACAGCCCCGUCCAAGGCACCCCGCUGAACCUAGAAUGGCAAUCAUACUACAUGAACUCUGAAGCCAAAGAUGAUGGAGAUUUCUUCAAUGAUUGGAGCAGUCGGCCGGAUCAGCUGCCGCCUAAAAACUGGUGUUUUAGGCCGCCGAAGAGGGACAUGCUGAGCAUUCGCUACGCUCGGGUUGGCAACACCAGUGUCUUUUCACGCAAAGGAUUGUGCACACUGUUUUUAACCAAUCUGGUAUCGCUCAUCCUGGGCACUGGCGUUGGACUGUGGCUUAGCAAACACGGCUUUUUCGUACCAGCGGUCAAAGUUCGCUAAGCGGGCUUGUUUAGGCACAGGAGGGUGGUUGACAUGCUAUUUUAUAUGCCUAUGUGAUUAUUUUCUAUAUUGUGGCUUGUGAAUGCUGCCUUGUGAAUGAGACUGGAAUUUUUCUACUACAUAUAAGCCUUCACAUUUAAGGCUACUUUAUACAUUAGGUUAUUGUCGAUUUAUUUCAACUGGAUCUAUAUUGUACUCUCAUUUUUACUUGGUUUGUGCUUGUUUCCUAAAACUCCUUAGGAACUCUCAAGCACUUGUGAUUUGUCAUCUCGACGUGUGCAGUGUCAUUAUUGCUCCUUCCUCCAAGUCUCGCAGCGUAUCUUAUUGAGCAAUAAGUAAAGUACAAAAUGUCACAGACCAAAUUUCUAUUUAGCACACUCAAAAAUUACACCACCACAAAGUGGUAUUGUAUGCUAAAAUAUAUAGAACAAUAAUGACGCUGUUCCAGAUUUUAUAUUCAACCAGUUACAGAUUUAAUAGAGCACCAGACCCGAAUUUCGUGCUCUGUUCGAUUUUAACUUCGUUGUCCUGGUGGGGUGUAAUUUGCCAUGUUAUGUUUGAUAUUUUUAUAACUUGUAUACUUUUCGGCUCUACCAGUGUAACGAUUAUUUAUGAAUUCAGUUCUCUGGUUUAGCUAGAAUGACUAUGAGUAACUUUAAUAAUAGAUUCUAGAUUUAAUAAUACACAAUUUGUGUUUGAAUAAUCACAAAUAAAUUUUUUUAUCAGUG